GAGUUAGGUCAAACUCCAUUCACGGCAGCAAUACAGUCCUAACAUACUGCAUACUACAAACCACAUCUCGACCAAUCCCCGCACCACUCCUCCUGGAGUCUACCAGAGCUAAAGCAGUCGAGUGGCGGGACUUACUACGCAGAAGCUCACCGAAGAUCUGGAACCUCUACCUCACAAUCAAGAAGCGAGCUCAAAGAAAUCACUGGUUUAUACUAGCUCGUAAUCAGGACAUUGGAUAUUGGAUAUUGUUUAAACUAAUCCUGUGAUAACGUAUAGCUCACUCUCUUAAACUUAAGAUCAUUUCUUUUCAAAUUAUCCCGUCAGGAGUGUUCGCUACUGUGACAGCACUAUUUCACAAAUCAUACCCAUCUGUUCCUAUUGCUACAUUUCCACCAUUUCCAAUUGUAACUACUAACCCGUAGCCAGUCAGUUUGCCAGGAAGUAACGUUUAUUCCAUUUACUGCUACUUGGCUAAAUUUACAGUGGUACUAAUUUCAAAGAUUCCCAUAUUGGCCACCAAAAUUGUUCAUACCUUUUACUGAUAAAUUGUGUAUCAAGUUUUAAAAGAAUCAAAAUUACUUCAUCAUGUAUUCCAAUCUGAAGUUCCUUACUGCAAGGCCAAUCAUCGGGAAUGUGGCAGCAUCCCUCAGUACUGCAGUCAAGCCUAUUUUAAAACCCGAAGCAAAGCGACAAUCUAUUUUCAUCAAUAAUGAGUGGCGUGAUUCAGUCAGUGGAAAAACAUUUGAUACCGUAGAUCCAACGACAGGGAGUGUAAUUUGUAAAGUUGCAGCCGGGGAUAAGGAGGAUAUAGAUAUUGCAGUUAAAGCGGCUAGUAAAGCUUUUGAAUUCGGUUCUGAAUGGCGUCGUAUGGAUGCUGCAGCUCGUGGAGUUCUGCUUAACAAACUGGCUGAUCUUAUAGAACGCGACAGAGUGUAUCUUGCUUCUUUAGAAACUUUGGACAAUGGAAAACCAUUCAGUGAUUCAUACAACAUUGAUUUAGAGUUGGUGAUCAAAUGUUACAGGUAUUAUGCUGGUUGGGCAGAUAAAUAUCAUGGAAAGACAAUACCUAUUGGCGGUAACUAUAUGUCAUUUACACGUCAUGAACCUGUUGGUGUUUGUGGACAAAUUAUCCCAUGGAAUUUCCCUUUACUGAUGCAAGCAUGGAAACUUGGUCCUGCAUUAGCAAUGGGGAAUACAGUUGUCAUGAAAACAGCUGAACAAACUCCAUUGUCGGCUAAUUGGGUUGCUGAACUGAUUAAAGAGGCUGGAUUCCCUCCUGGUGUAGUAAAUAUUGUUCCAGGAUUUGGUGAAACGGCUGGUGCUGCUCUAGUUGUUCAUCCUGGUGUUGAUAAAAUUGCAUUUACUGGUUCUACGGCUGUUGGGCAAUUAGUCGGUCAAAAUGCCUUCAAACAUGGUGUAAAACGUAUUACUUUAGAACUUGGUGGAAAAAGUCCAUUAAUUAUUUUCAGUGAUGCUGAUUUUGAUAAAGCUAUCGCCACAUCACAUUUUGGUUUAUUCUUUAAUCAAGGACAGUGUUGUUGUGCAAGUUCACGUAUAUUCGUUGAAGAAUCCGUCUAUGAUAGAUUUGUUGAAUAUAGCAGCGAAGAGGCGAAAAAACGUGUAGUCGGUAAUCCAUUCGAUCCAAAUACACGACAAGGUCCACAAGUUGAUGAACAACAAUUUAAAACAGUUAUGUCAUAUAUUGAAAGUGGUAAAAAAGAAGGCGCUAAACUAUGCACUGGUGGUCAACGUCAUGGUUCCAGUGGUUAUUUCAUUCUACCUACAGUAUUUGCUGAUGUUCAAGAUGAUAUGCGUAUUGCUCGUGAAGAGAUAUUUGGACCAGUAAUGCAAAUUAUGAAAUUCCGUUCAAUGGAUGAGCUAUUUAAACGAGCUAAUCAAUCACAUUAUGGUCUUGCUGCUGGUAUAUGUACUUCAGAUCUUGAUAGAGCUAUGCAUGUUAUGCAAGGUUUACGAGCUGGAACAGUCUGGAUUAAUUGUUAUGAUAUAUUUGAUGCGGCUGUACCAUUUGGCGGUUUUAAAUCUUCUGGAGUUGGUCGAGAAUUAGGCGAAUAUGGUCUGCAAAAUUAUACAGAAGUUAAAACUGUAACUCUUAGCAUGAUUGAAAAGAAUUCAUAAACCGGACCUUAAAUUCAAUUUAACAAUGAUAAUAAUAAUAAUAAUAAUAAUGGACCAUGUGUACCGUCAACCAUCUGGACAGGUCGCUAUCUAAUUCUUUUAUGUGCUCUAUCUUUCUUUUUUGGUUUGAUUUCUGCUAAAUACACUCUGUGGAAGUAUAUUGACAAAAAAUAUAUGAAUACACAGUACACAUAACCAUUAUAUGCUUUUUUUCUGUGCAUUGAGGAGGUUCGUGUAGCGACUGAAUUGAUUUUCUGACUUAGGGUCGCUAACCGCACACUCAAUCUUCCCUACUUUUCCACCGUUGGAACCGGUUAGUAAGCUAGAUGGAGAGACCCCGUUAAGUGGAAUCGUGCGCUAAAUGGGAC
Molecule: messenger RNA, 2504 nt
Organism: Trichobilharzia regenti
Lineage: Eukaryota; Metazoa; Platyhelminthes; Trematoda; Strigeidida; Schistosomatidae
Source: the annotation of a GenBank genome assembly